AGGCAGCAGCAGCGAGGAAGAGAGCAGUGCAGAAACGGAAUCAGAUGUGGUGAAGUCCGUGAGUUGACAGGUCGUGGGUGCACGAGAGAGAACAGGCGUUUCGAAGUGGCGGAGGCGGAGAGGAGGCUCCAGGGGAAAGGAUUGUUUUCUAGUGUGCGCGAGAAACGGUGUCGACGGGUUACGAGUCUCUGGGACGGGUUCGUCGUUGUUGACGACGAAAUGAUCCUCUAGCACCGAAGAUUUUUGGCCUGGUCCGUACGGACAAAGAGGAAGACCGUUCGUGUAUUGCUGGUGUCGAGGGAUCGUGGGCUCGUUCAUCCGUAGAAAACAUCGUUAGACGCUGACGUUGCGGAAUUCGUCUCUCGUGUGUCGUUUUCCUUCGGUGGCCGAGCGUCGAAGAUCCCAAACGACUGACUAGCCGAGCGUCGCGCGCGCGUGUGUCUUUGUUUUUUUUUUUACAUUCUCGAGUGCCGAACAACUGCUCACCUACGGGAAAACAGUGUAUUGUACCAACAGUGGUGAAAGACUUAAAAAGUUCCCCGUGUAUUCGACGGUGGUAAACAAAUCCAUAGGAGCCAGAGGCCCUUCCCUGAAACGACGAACGGAACUCUCAGCUGAUUCAAGGACUUGCUGCGAAGGGCUCUGCUGGCGUUUAAUAGACGAUAAAUAUGUCGUCCCCCAGCGCUGGAAAACGACGUAUGGACACGGACGUUCUUAAAUUAAUAGAAAGCAAGCAUGAGGUGACGAUACUAGGAGGAUUAAACGAAUUUUCCGUCAAAUUCUACGGUCCACGGGGCACACCUUACGAGGGUGGAAUAUGGAAGGUGAGGGUUCACUUGCCCGACCACUACCCCUUCAAAUCUCCUUCGAUCGGCUUUAUGAACAGGGUGUACCACCCUAACAUUGACGAAGUCUCAGGCACGGUGUGUCUAGACGUAAUAAACCAGGCCUGGACUGCCCUUUACGAUUUAUCGAAUAUUUUCGAGUCUUUCCUGCCCCAACUGUUAACAUAUCCUAAUCCAAUUGACCCCCUAAAUGGCGAUGCCGCGGCCAUGUAUUUACAUAAACCUGAGGAGUACAAGAAGAAAGUAGCAGAUUACGUGAGGAAAUACGCGACGGAGGAAGCGCUAAGGGACCAGGAGAACGGGGGCACCGGAAACGGGAUGUCGUCCGACAGCGAGUCUUCUAUGAGCGACUUCAGCGAGGACGAGGCACAGGACAUGGAGUUGUAACCAAAUAUUUUACCAUCCGUACCCAUAUCCUUAAUCUCGAUUCUCUGUAAACUCCGAUCGCUCGUCCUACCAAAUAGAUGCUUACAUUCGAACCUCCGGACCUCACUGUCGGUUUAGCCAUGUGGCACACUCGUCACUAUCGUUUCAUAGAAACCAUUCGAUAAAAUCGCUACCGGGUCGAUGUGUUGAUUAUCGCGAGGUGAAAAAGAUAAAAUAGUUACAUGAAUACGAUAGAUGAAGCAUUGCAGACAAAAGAAAGACUUAAAAAAAGAAAAAAAAACACACACACACAGAGAAAUGGAAAAUAAGAACGAUGCGUAAGAAACGAAAGAGAAUCGCUUUUGGAGUUCUCUUUACGCGUGUAAGCGUCGUGUGCUCGUCGUCGUCGUCGUCGAAUUGAAAGACGUCGACGAGGAGAGAUACGCGCCACUCUUUGUUGAAAAUUGAAAGAUAGAACCAUUUACUGGAAUUCACGGGUUCACCGUCGACUAGGCGUCGAUUUUUUCUCUUAGAAAUUGCUGGCGUUCUUAACUUUGGCAUUGAUCGAACGGAACAAUCGCGAGAUCAAUGUUUACGCUUUUUUCUUUUUUUGUUCUUUUUUGCGAUUGACAACCGAUUGCAUCCGCGAUGCGAUGAGACACGAACAACCGUCGAAAAUUCUAUUUUUUUUUUUUAAGUUCAACAAUUUGGUUAAGUUGUCGGAUUUUUGUAAAUUCGCCCUCGUUCCAGAGAUGGGAAAAAUUUACCGAUAAUUCGUAUUCGGAUGAAAAUAUCUAAUAACAUCCGAGAGGUCAUCUCUCUAUUCGAACAUAAAAAUUAGAGUUAGAGUUAUAGAAUGAAAUAUUUUACGAUGAACGAAUAAUAUGAAUUUUACUGUUCGAUCGAAUAAAUCUAUGUAAUAUAAUUUCCACGUUAGUUUUAUUCGUCGUCUAUCGUUCGAAUCAAAUUUUGCCCCAUCUCUGCUUAGAUUUUCCUUUUUCUUUAAUUUUUUUCCGUCAAGAGCCGAUAGCCGUACAUGGAUGAUAACACGGUGCAUGAACACGAAAGUCGAUUUCGUUUACUGACAAUUUGUAUUUCUUACGAGUGUCGCAAUACCCACGUGUCGACGUUACGCUGCUUCUACAUAUGUGUUCCGCUUCGCAGAGCACACGUGCCCCGAGCAGUCACGUUAUCUCUCGAAUUAGCAUUGUUCUCGUACAACGUUCGAUUCCUCAUCUUUCAAAGAUUCUUAGGAGUUAACGACUCUUUUGUAGCUUAUGCGAAAGAUUUGAUAAGACGUUCGUAUCUUGAGAGCAGAAGUAACGGAGUAUGUCAAAAGAAAUACACAUGCAGGAGCGACAAUGUGAUACGAAAAGAUGGUUGGAAAGAUUCGUUUCGUAGAAUUUUUUCAGAAGAAUUUAUUUCAGUUGAUUGGAGGAAUGAUUGGUUUCGAGCAAUUAUCUUUAAAUAAUUUAUUUUGCUCUUUGUUGGAGAAAAGAUUGGUUUUGAUUAAUUUUCCAAAUGAAAUUAUUCUGCAAUUUAUUGAAGGAAAUAUUGGUUUCGUGCAAUUGUUUCUAGAAAUUUAUUUCAAUCUAUCGGAGGAAAGAUUAGUUUCAAGCAACUAUUAAAAAAAUAUUAUUUGUAAUUUAUCAGAUGAAAUUAAAAUUUCGAGCAUGUUUUUUUAAAUAUUUAUUGCAACUUAUUCUUUAAAAGACUAGUUCCGAACAAUAUUCCAUAUAAAUUUAUUUCAAUUUAGUGGUAGAAAGAUUCGUUUCGAACAAUUUGUCCAACAAAGUUAUUUUGCAGUUUAUUUGACGUAAUUUUGAUUUCAAGUAAUGUCGCUCGGAUAUUUAAUUGUAUUUAUUAAGAAAUUUAUUAAGAGAUUCAUUUCGAGCAAUUUUUCCAAAAAAUUUAUUUCAAUUUAUUGGAGAAAGGAUUCGUUUCGAACAAUUCUUUCAUUUAAAUUUAUUUCAAUUUACUGGAUUUUUUUCUUUACAAUAUGUGGUAUAUCAUAGGACGAAAAGUAUUCCUUUGUUCUAUUAUCACCAUCCCUGAACGUUUCCCUCGUAGGGUGCAGCAACGGGAAAUGGCUUCGACGACAGUGUUGAAGACACUGACAAACCCACGAUAUAAACGGCGUUUAAGUUGCGACAUAAAUGUCGGGACGUCCCAACCGCAGUUGAAGUCCGCCAGAUCGGCAAUGUUCGACAGAAGAAAAACAAUUGAAGACUCGAGUCGUUUUCAAACGUCGCAAGACGGGGCCGCGGAAUUUUCUACGGAAUUACGCCAGUAUUCGGAGAUGGACGUAGAGUUAAAUAACAAUUCAGAAAGUAGAAGCGAUUUGAAUACCAUUGUUUAGUAUACGUCGCAAAAUUUGUUGGCGAUGUGUCUUUUAUUUUUGAAGCAGUGAUUCUUGACUUUUUAUAGUUCGCAGCACAGUUUUAAAAAGAAUGAAAGUGAAAACUCGAGACUGUUCUUAACCCUUAAUUGCAAUAACACGAAUUAAAUAAUAAAUUGUUUGUACGUAUAAAUUCAAUGAAGCAACAAAUUUGGCCUGAAACAAGUAUCGAAUUAAAUAUGAACAUACUUUUAAAUCGUGUAUUAUUUUUAAUCUUAUUUUGAGUAAAAUUGUUUGAGUAAAAUAAAUUAAACAUAAAAUUAAAAGUUUCUUACUAUACUACAUUUUAGCGAGGAGUGAAGUAAUAGAGGAGUCGAAACGUUUAAAAUAUAUUUAUAAAUUAAUCAAUCUUUAUAUAAGUAUCGGUUACAGAGACUGUACAGGUGCGAGGAAAAAAAGAACAAUUUCCGUUAACCAAAUUGCGGAGUAUCUUUAGAAGUGUAUUGAAUAAAGAUCUACAAAAGAAAUGACGUAAUAUCGAGGAUUGGUAUACAUUUGAUAAAGAACAAUAGAAGGAGUGAUGUCAUAUUAGGGAUUGGUAUAAAUUCGUUAGUUGUUGGUACGAUUUAUUUAAAUUUGACUUAUUCAAACGUAGUACACGUAUUGUACUUAUAUUAUUAUCAAGAUAAAAAAUGUCAUAUACUCUAAAAAUAUUUUCUUUCUACAAAUAUCUAAAUACCCUAUUUACAUCUAGAGUAGUAUGUGAUAUUUGGUAUUUUAUUGUUAUUGUAUUAUUUCAAAUAUAUUUGCAUUUUACUCUCUACUGCAUAAUGUGCUCAAUUCGGGGCUCAAUAGUGACAAUCUCACAAAUGUUCAAUUGAUACAUUUCACAGCAUUCGUGCGUCAUGUUUUCUUAACGGGACAUCUAAUACUCCUGCAGUUUUGACCACUAUCCUUUAACUUGACUAUUAAUCCUUUGCGGACUUAUGUCAAGAAUGUAUAAACAAUGAAUUUAGGUAUAAAAACAACAUUUCGGCCCAUAACACUCUUCUAAAAUAAUUCAAUAAAAACGUUAAAUAAGAUAAACAAAUACAUAAUCGAUCAUUUCUUUGUCGAAAGAUACAAUUAAAUUCAUACAAUCCAACACUAAACCGAUGCUUGUUUCGCACCAAAGUUUUUCCAUUAUCGGAUUCUAGUAAAAGUUUAAAAAAUUAUUAAUAAUAAAAACUCGCCCGAUCUAUUGUUAAACAUGUACUGUUAAGAAUCACUGACUUAGAGUAAUUACCGAUCAACAGGAGUUGCCCUUGAAACGCGUUAGAAUUCGGCUUAAAAAUUUCCAAUCGAAACUAAGUUGGGCUAAAAAAUAAAUGCUUUUACUUUAGGCGCUAUUCGCGCGCGCGCGCGUUUUAUUUUCGUUAGCAAUUUUGAUACGGUCGAUAUUUUUUAGAAGCAGCUUUCACGCGCGUUCGUGCAACACACCGUGCCAUGUAUUAUUCCACCGACGGCUCUGUUUGAUUAGUAAAAUCCAAAGUAUUUUAGAGCGACGCGUGUUCGAUUCGUUUUGAGCAAAUUGCGGAGAAAGAAGAGUGACGCGGAUUAGGAGAGCAAAGGAGAAACAAAAUUGGAGAAUAGUAUGCGCAAGGAAAGAAAGUAGCGAUUGCGACGACUCGUGCGAAAGAAUAAUAAUACAAAGUAUAACGAUACAUGGAACUAGGCGUCGACGAGAAAAUGAAUUUGUACAAAUCUUGGUGCACAAUAAUCUCUUUGUUUUAGUUGUAACUUGCUUCAAAUUGAUCUCUCUCUCUAUCUCUCUCUGCUUUGCGUGGUUUACGUAUAGGCAGUUACGAUCAACUAUACGUGCAAGUAUAGACAUGGCGUUUUAGUGCCUCCUCAGGCAGGAAAGUGUGCCUUAUUAUUAUGGGUCUUCGUGGAAAACAAUCUUAUUGGUGAAUAAAUAACAUCGUUGAAAGGGACGAGCAUUAUUGACACGUUAAACGCCACGCUGGUCUCCACGGACCGACACUGAACUUUUUGUUUAGAUAACAAAUGUUCCCUGCGUAUUUAGGCUGAAAAAUCAACGUCGUUAUGUGUUGCGUUCAUCUAAAAAGCAUAAGCUUGUUAGACAGUCUACAUGUGAAUAAUAACAGCGCCGAUAAUCAAGAUUUAUCGUGGCCCGAUACGAAAAGCUAACAAACAAACGUUAUUUGUAAUAUCUGCAAAGAAACCCUUUAUCUUUCUUUAGAUACUUUUAACCCCUUUGCGCUCGAUAUUUUCAUUAGGACGAACUUGCGACUCCAGACGGUUUUUCGAAAAUUUGACAAACUUCUUCCAUACAUAAAUUGAUUUUACAUACAAAUUUCAGUAUAGAAUAUUAUAUUAAGGUAAUAGAUAAUAUUUUACAAUUUUUAUGUCUUAAUAAACAAUGUUGUGUAUUCUUUCUUCGAAUGAUAUUUUAUGAGACAUUCUCCAGAAUGCAUUCAUGAAUCUAAUUCAUCAUCACUCGGAUUGUUUCAUUAUGCAAAUUUAUUUUUACAGAUCCUCGAAACUUUCGAUUCUAUCAAGACUUCCAAAACAAAUUUUUGUUACAAUUGUCGAAUGUUAAGUAACGCUGAAGACAUUGUCGAAAAUCUUGUUACUAUUUUGAAGUGUAUCAUUCUACACUUCCUAAAAGAAUAUAAAAGUGCUUUGGAAGCUGUUCGUAGGCAGAUAUUAUCGUCGAUGCAUAUGAAAAAUCAUUAAAACGAAAUAUCUCCUAGCUCAGUCUGAAAGUUUGGUUUACUAUGUACUAGGCAUCUUCAUCGAGAAUGUUCAGUCGUCGUACGCAGGGAUCAGCACAGUAGUCUAAUCAAAGUGUUAAACGGCGGUCUAGGGAUCGGCAUGAUGUUUAACGCGUUUACGAACACAAUUAGAAUCAAAUUAAUUGUUUCGGGAAGAUUGCGAAAUAAGCGUAGCGUGUGGUUUUUAUUUUCGAAUAUAUCGAAUAUACAGUUUAACGUUUAAAUAAAAAACGAAUUGUGAUAAGCAUCGAUAAUUUAUCAAGAAAAACAAUCGUUCGUGUAUAUUUCGAAGCACGUUCGUAAGAGCGCGGAUAAGAAUGAGAAGUACUUCCACCAAAAUAACGUUUAUAAGGAAAAUUUCUCGUCUGUAUUUUUCAGUAGGUUCACUCCUUAGUUUUUAACGAAUGAAUUUAUUAUUAUUGUUCUAUUACUAUUCAUAUAUGGGCGCGCCUAUCGUAUCGCUCUCGCCAACACGUUUUUCUACGCCUUGUUUUCUGUAUACUUUGAUGAAAUUCCAAUUGUCCCGAUUGUCAAAACGACCCACCAUUGAUUUCCUAUUUUUCAAAGAAUCGCGUAUCGCGACGACACGCGCCGCACGAAUAGUUAUAUUUUAUUUAUCGAAUGUUUUUACUCGAAUCCGAGGAUGGUCGUAACUACGAUAGCCGCGCCCCUAAAUUUUAAUCGUUACAUAUUCUUUUUUCUCCUUCCUUUUAUUUAAGGAAUGCCGACAUUCGCGCGAAAGGUGAAUGUCGCACAGAAUUUACAUUAUUUACGAUUAUUUAAGACGUGCUUUCAUGAAUUUUUGGUAUGAUUCGCAGCGGCUCUAUCCGUUGGUGAAGUGUAUAGCAAUAUGUAUUUACUAAUUAGAGAAAUGGUUAUUAAAAUGGAGUGAAACCAAUACGGCGUUUUGUAUGGAUUAUUGAGCAUUCUGAAUGCCUCACGACGUCACUCUCAGGCACUGUAACAAGUAUGUAAAUUUUGUUUUCGUACCAUUUUUGUCACUUGGUUCUUUAUUUUCUUUUUCGUUGUAAGGUAAAGGUCCCUAUUAUCGACACAUUUUUUGACAUGGCGAACGAUGAUAAGAGAUUCUGAGUACUGUCUUUUACUUGCGUCUGGUAUGUCAAAAUUACGUUGCGACUUACACGAAAUGUUUAUAUGGAAAUUUUCUAUUUAAAUUCCAACAUAAUUUUGACGUAUCUUAUCGUUACGAAAAAUGAAGUAAUUAUAUUUGUUACAUUUGUUCGUGAAACAGAAACAAAAUUGUUCGUAACUUUUCGGCAACGCUAUGUUGAUUUCUCCGUUUCAACUUUUCACUUUUGUCCUCGAAUGUUACCAUUAAUUUUUUGCGAUUUUAUUGCGUUGAUACGCCUAAGAUAGUGAUUACAGUGUUAUUGAUAUCGUUAAAUUUCAACUAUAUGUAUAGUUUACACGAAAAAUAGAAGGAAGAAUUUAAUGUUUUUACCAAGUUGUUGACAAAUGUAAAUAUGAAAUUAAUGAAAUGUGUCGAUGAAUGGGUUAGUGUCAAAUUUAGGUGCACUUACGUUAUUGCCCCGCCGUACUGCGAUGCUCGAGCAUCUUUCGAGGUUUCGUUCACGGAAUGGCGCAGAGAAGAAGAAGAAAAAAAAAAUGAAUCACGUUUGACGCUCGUUCAUAGGAUCCGAUGCGUAAAAAGUGCGAUUUAGAAAGCCUGUUUGUAAUUCUUAGCGAUAAUUCGUAGCAGUUUCUCUUAGUUUAUUAUCUGUGCUCCGUAUCUCUCCGUGAAACGUUCACUUUACAUCGAAGUAAGUUGGUGUAGUAGCUUUAAUACGUUUCAUUAGCAUUCUUAGCGCGUCUCCCAACCAUAUUCUUUUAGUACUUCGUCCCGAGUGAGAACCAAAAGAAAGACGACGAUGAAGAAACGAACAUAAUCGUACGUUGCGUUUUUUCGUAGAAUUACAGUGAUCGAGGUAAAGUCGUAUUUACAGAUCUCACAUUAUUUACUUUUUAUACAUGUAACAUAGGAUUAUUGAUUUAAUUAUAUAUGUUAUUAUUGAUCGUAUUCGCACAACUCUAUUAUGUACAUGGUUUUACUAACCGAUUGUUUAACCAAUUGAAAGGAUAGUUUUAAUAAUCAUUUUUUAUUUUUUUGCAAA
This is a messenger RNA of Hylaeus anthracinus, 8458 nucleotides long. It is a transcript of the gene UbcE2H, whose product is annotated as ubiquitin-conjugating enzyme E2 H. Bases 669 to 1232 code for a protein of 187 amino acids. Gene Ontology annotation, cellular component: nucleus. Lineage: Eukaryota; Metazoa; Arthropoda; Insecta; Hymenoptera; Colletidae. The record is from RefSeq and is a predicted model, not a curated record. The transcript has 5 exons. Gene Ontology annotation, biological process: protein polyubiquitination; ubiquitin-dependent protein catabolic process. Gene Ontology annotation, molecular function: ubiquitin conjugating enzyme activity.